AUGGAACAAGGUCUGUCUAGCGGCGUGGGAGAGGACGAUAUCCGUUUCAAAGAACUGAGUACAUAUGAGCCGACAGAGUAUGAUAUCGUCGUUACCGUCGUCACCCAGAAGGACGCAAUCGACGUGAAUAUAACUUACUGGUCCUCCGUCCUAACCGAGAAAGAGGUCACUGCUCUGCUGGAGACGUUACGAGCAUCCGUCAAUGAUAUUCUUGCGACGCGAGUGCCUCGUGAUCAUUACUAUUCGAUCGGCGAUAGUUUAUCCGCGUCGAUGAAGCAGAACCACACGGAGGUCACAGCAGCGUCAUGA
Molecule: messenger RNA, 309 nt
Organism: Aspergillus candidus
Lineage: Eukaryota; Fungi; Ascomycota; Eurotiomycetes; Eurotiales; Aspergillaceae
Exons: 2
Coding region: 1-309 (102 amino acids)
Source: RefSeq, a predicted model, not a curated record